This is a messenger RNA of Odocoileus virginianus texanus, 941 nucleotides long. RefSeq names its product adaptor related protein complex 2 subunit sigma 1 (gene AP2S1). The record is from RefSeq and is a predicted model, not a curated record. Gene Ontology annotation, cellular component: AP-2 adaptor complex; membrane coat; intracellular membrane-bounded organelle. NCBI's taxonomy places the organism in Eukaryota, Metazoa, Chordata, Mammalia, Artiodactyla, Cervidae. Gene Ontology annotation, biological process: intracellular protein transport; clathrin-dependent endocytosis. Gene Ontology annotation, molecular function: clathrin-cargo adaptor activity.
UACCUCUGGGUCCCCCAACAGCUGCCAGAGCCGGAGCCACCCAGAAGCCGCGGGACCGGGGGCCGCUGGGGUCCGGACGGGGGUCGCCAUGGUAACGAGGGCGCGCCUUUGCUGGGGAUGGGCGACGGGUGGGCCCACGUGCAGCCAUCACUGAUGAUAAUUGCAGCUGACACCUGGCUUGCCUGUUAGUGCCAGCCACUGACUAAAUUUAUAAACUUAUUUAACCUUCAAAACACCCUGACAAGAUCCGCUUCAUCCUCAUCCAGAACCGAGCAGGCAAGACGCGCCUGGCCAAGUGGUACAUGCAGUUUGAUGAUGACGAGAAACAGAAGCUGAUCGAGGAGGUGCACGCCGUGGUCACUGUCCGAGACGCCAAACACACCAACUUUGUGGAGUUCCGGAACUUCAAGAUCAUUUACCGACGCUAUGCCGGCCUCUACUUCUGCAUCUGCGUGGACGUCAACGACAACAACCUGGCGUACCUGGAGGCCAUCCACAACUUUGUGGAGGUCUUAAAUGAAUAUUUCCACAACGUCUGUGAACUGGACCUGGUAUUCAACUUCUACAAGGUUUACACGGUCGUGGAUGAGAUGUUCCUGGCCGGCGAGAUCCGUGAGACCAGCCAGACGAAGGUGCUCAAGCAGUUGCUGAUGUUGCAGUCCCUGGAGUGAGGGCGGCCGUCCGCUCCCGCCCCGGUCCCUCCCCGGACUAGCCUGCUCGUGUCCCUUUUCCGGGCCCGGGGUCCACCCCAGCGGCCCCCUCCCUCAGCUGCCCAGGAGGAAGGCACCCAGCUGGGUCUGGGCCACCAGGGAGGCGGCCACACCCCACGGCCUCGGGGCCCCAGCUGUGGGCGGAGGCCACCUCGCGUGUAACCGUGCUGUCCUCGUGUGAUGCCGUGAGCGUGUGCGUGGAGCCCCCAAUAAACCUGUGGUCCCCGCCUG